GAGGCGGGCGGAGGAGGAGGCGGGAGCUGAGCUGAGCGGGGCGGGCGGCGGCGGGGCCCGAGCCCGAGAAGAUGGCGGUGCGGAAGAAGGACGGCGGCCCCAACGUGAAGUACUACGAGGCCGCGGACACCGUGACCCAGUUCGAUAACGUGCGGCUCUGGCUCGGCAAGAACUACAAGAAGUACAUACAGGCGGAACCACCGACCAACAAGUCCCUGUCGAGCCUGGUUGUGCAGUUGCUCCAGUUUCAGGAAGAGGUUUUUGGCAAGCAUGUCAGCAACGCACCCCUUACCAAACUGCCGAUCAAAUGUUUCCUAGAUUUCAAAGCAGGAGGAUCCCUGUGCCACAUUCUUGCAGCUGCCUACAAAUUCAAGAGUGACCAGGGAUGGCGGCGUUACGAUUUCCAGAACCCAUCCCGCAUGGACCGCAACGUGGAAAUGUUCAUGACCAUUGAGAAGUCCUUGGUGCAGAAUAAUUGCCUGUCUCGACCUAACAUUUUCCUGUGCCCAGAGAUUGAGCCCAAACUGCUAGGGAAAUUAAAAGACAUUGUUAAGAGACACCAGGGAACUGUUACUGAGGACAAGAGCAAUGCCUCCCAUGUUGUGUAUCCUGUCCCAGGGAACCUAGAAGAAGAGGAAUGGGUACGGCCAGUUAUGAAGAGAGACAAGCAAGUUCUUCUGCACUGGGGCUACUACCCUGACAGUUACGAUACGUGGAUCCCAGCUAGUGAAAUUGAAGCAUCUGUGGAAGAUGCUCCAACACCUGAGAAACCUCGGAAGAUUCACGCCAAGUGGAUCCUCGACACAGACACCUUCAAUGAGUGGAUGAAUGAGGAAGACUAUGAAGUCAAUGACGACAAAAGCCCUGUUUCCCGACGGAAGAAGAUCUCGGCGAAGACGCUGACAGAUGAGGUAAACAGCCCCGAUUCAGACAGACGGGACAAGAAGGGGGGAAACUAUAAGAAGAGGAAGCGCUCUCCGUCUCCUUCGCCGACCCCAGAAGCUAAGAAGAAGAAUGCUAAGAAAGGACCCUCAACACCUUACACCAAGUCAAAGCGAGGCCACAGAGAAGAGGAGCAGGAAGAGCUGACGAAAGACAUGGAUGAGCCCUCGCCAGUCCCAAACGUAGAAGAGGUGACACUCCCCAAAGCAGUCAACACUAAGAAGGACUCGGAGUCAGCUCCAGUUAAAGGAGGCACCAUGACUGACCUGGAUGAACAGGAGGAUGAAAGCAUGGAGACCGCGGGCAAGGAUGAGGACGAGAGCAGUACGGGCAACAAGGGGGAGCAGACCAAGAAUCCAGACCUGCAUGAGGACAACGUGACCGAGCAGACCCAUCACAUCAUCAUCCCCAGCUACGCUGCCUGGUUUGACUACAAUAGUGUUCACGCCAUUGAGCGGAGGGCUCUCCCUGAGUUCUUCAACGGCAAGAACAAAUCCAAGACUCCAGAGAUCUACCUGGCGUAUCGAAACUUCAUGAUUGACACUUACCGACUGAAUCCCCAGGAGUAUCUAACAUCCACUGCCUGUCGGCGGAACUUGGCGGGUGAUGUCUGCGCUAUCAUGAGGGUCCAUGCCUUCCUGGAACAAUGGGGUCUUAUUAACUACCAGGUAGAUGCUGAGAGCCGACCAACCCCAAUGGGGCCUCCACCCACGUCUCACUUCCAUGUCUUGGCGGACACACCAUCAGGGCUGGUUCCUCUUCAGCCCAAGACCCCACAGGGCCGCCAGGUUGAUGCUGAUACCAAGGCUGGGCGGAAGGGCAAAGAGCUGGAUGACCUGGUGCCAGAGACGGCUAAGGGCAAGCCAGAGCUGCAGAGCUCUGCUUCCCAACAAAUGCUCAACUUUCCUGACAAAGGCAAAGAGAAACCCACGGACAUGCAGAACUUUGGACUGCGCACAGACAUGUAUACAAAGAAGAAUGUCGCCUCCAAGAGUAAAGCUGCAGCCAGCGCCACUCGGGAAUGGACAGAACAGGAGACGCUGCUGCUCCUGGAGGCUCUGGAGAUGUACAAGGAUGACUGGAACAAAGUGUCUGAACAUGUGGGGAGCCGCACGCAGGAUGAGUGCAUCUUGCAUUUUCUUCGCCUUCCCAUUGAAGACCCAUACCUGGAGGACUCGGAGGCCUCCCUAGGCCCUCUGGCCUACCAGCCCAUCCCCUUCAGUCAGUCGGGCAACCCUGUUAUGAGCACUGUUGCCUUCCUGGCCUCUGUCGUCGACCCCCGCGUCGCCUCUGCUGCUGCAAAGUCAGCCUUAGAAGAGUUCUCCAAAAUGAAGGAAGAGGUGCCCACAGCCUUGGUGGAAGCCCAUGUGCGGAAAGUGGAAGAAGCAGCCAAGGUCACAGGCAAGGCAGAUCCCGCCUUUGGUCUGGAAAGCAGCGGCAUUGCGGGAACCACCUCUGACGAGCCCGAGCGCAUUGAGGAAAGUGGGACUGAUGAGGCCCGGGCAGAGGGCCAGGCGGCAGAUGAGAAGAAGGAGCCGAAGGAACCACGGGAAGGAGUAGGUAUUGCAGAGGAAGAAGCGAAGGAGGAAGCCAGUGAGGCUCCCAAGAAGGAUGAGGAGAAAGGGAAAGAAGGGGACAGUGAGAAGGAGUCCGAGAAGAGCGACGGGGACCCGGCAGCUGAUCCUGAGAAAGACAAGGAGCCGAAAGAAGGACAGGAGGAAGUGCUGAAGGAGGCGGUGGAGUCAGAGGGGGAGAGGAGAACGAAGGUGGAGCGAGACAUUGGUGAGGGGAACCUCUCUACAGCUGCUGCCGCUGCCCUGGCUGCUGCCGCAGUCAAGGCCAAGCAUUUGGCUGCGGUGGAGGAGAGGAAGAUCAAGUCUUUGGUGGCCCUGCUGGUGGAGACCCAGAUGAAGAAACUAGAGAUUAAACUUCGCCAUUUUGAGGAGCUAGAGACAAUAAUGGACCGGGAGCGAGAAGCACUGGAGUACCAGAGGCAGCAGCUCCUGGCUGACCGGCAGGCCUUCCACAUGGAGCAGCUGAAGUACGCAGAGAUGAGGGCCCGGCAGCAGCACUUCCAGCAGAUGCACCAGCAGCAGCAGCAGCAGCCACCAACCCUGCCCCCAGGCUCCCAGCCCAUACCACCGCCUGGGGCUGCUGGGCCUCCCACGGCCCAUGGUCUAGCUGUGGCUCCAGCAGCUGUGGCCCCUGCUCCUGCUGGCGGUGGGGCCCCUCCUGGAAGCUUGGGCCCUUCUGAGCAGAUCGGGCAAGCAGGGUCAACUGCAGGGCCACAACAGCCACAAGCAGCUGGAGCCUCCCAGCCUGGGGCAGUCCCACCAGGGGUACCCCCCCCUGGACCCCACGGCCCCUCACCGUUCCCCAACCAACAAACUCCUCCCUCAAUGAUGCCAGGGGCAGUGCCAGGCAGCGGGCACCCAGGCGUGGCGGGUAAUGCUCCUUUGGGUUUGCCUUUUGGCAUGCCGCCUCCUCCUCCCCCUGCUGCUCCAUCCAUCAUCCCAUUUGGUAGUCUAGCUGACUCCAUUAGUAUUAACCUUCCUCCUCCUCCUAACCUGCAUGGGCAUCACCACCAUCUCCCGUUUGCCCCGGGCACUAUCCCCCCACCUAACCUGCCUGUGUCCAUGGCGAACCCUCUACAUCCUAACCUGCCGGCGACCACCACCAUGCCAUCUUCCUUGCCUCUCGGGCCGGGGCUCGGAUCCGCCGCAGCCCAGAGCCCUGCCAUUGUGGCAGCUGUUCAGGGCAACCUCCUGCCCAGUGCCAGCCCACUGCCAGACCCCGGCACCCCGCUGCCUCCAGACCCCACAGCUCCGAGCCCAGGCACAGUCACCCCUGUGCCACCUCCACAGUGAGGAGCCAGCCAGCCAUCUUUCCCCCUCACUCCCCAUGGAGGUCACAGUUCCAGGAACAGCCCUCCCCCACUUCUGGGACCUCUCUGAGCCUGGAGAGUUCAUCACUACGUAAGGAAAGCUCCUCAUGCCCCCUCACCGCCCCACCAUGCCCAUCAGAGGUGUGCAGUUUUAUGUCCAGUUCUUAUCCACGGACUUCUGACUAAAAGAUGUUCCUCAUGCCUGGGAGAGAAGCUAGGGUGGAAAUGGAGCCCUCAAAGGAAGGGCCAGGGAAAGAUGUUUAUAGGUGAUUCUGCUAACCACUUCUGAGGGUGCCCCCCUCAGACUACUGUAUUUUUUAAGUGGAUAUCGUGAAAACGAAACCCUUUAAAAGGGAGGUUUUAAAAAGACAUAUUGGAGUCCACAAAAAAUAACUUUUUUUUGAGGGGGAAGGGCAGAUUUUAAGGGGAAUUAAGGUUUGGGGGCGAGCUGUGGGGAUGGACUAGGGUACCAGGCCUGUCUCCCUGAGCCCCUCACCCAUUCCAGUUUACCAUGCUGAGCCCUCCCGCUGCUUGUCGUUGCUGCUGUUUUAGGCCACAGCUCAGCAAUGACCUUCCCUCUGAAUGUCAGCUGUGUUUUUGUUUUUAAAAGACACCUGCUUAGUUGAUGUCAGCGUACAUGUAUUUGGUGGGGAUAUGUAUUUUGGGGGGAUUCCAUGGUAGACAAUAGAGGAAGGAAGGGCCGCAGUUGGGGCUGUUCUUCCUGCUCUUUCUGGUUGUAUCUGUGAGAGCCUAGAUGGCUUGAAGCGGGAGCUCUAAGAGGAUGGGGAGUUUGCAAACCCUGAAAAUUUGAAAAGCACUUAAGACCUGUGGGGAUACUCUGCUAUUUCUGCCCUCUCCCACCAAGCCUGACAGACCCUCACUGAUAGCUAGGAGUUCCCCAGAUGAGGACAAAGAUUUGGGGGCAGCGCGGCAUGGCCCUGCUCCCUGGACUUCAGUGCCUCUGCACUCCGGUUCCUUCUCCUCACCCUCCUCGUGAGGCAGACAGGAUCCCAGGCUCCACACCAAUGCUUGGUCCCUCCUGCCAGGCCCUUUGUUCCUCCUGUCCCAGUGUUUCUUUUCCUCUGCAUCUUGGCACCUUUCUUCUGUUCAAAGUUUUCUGUAAAAUUUUCUUUUCUUUGUUCUUUUUCUUUUUUUAAUUUUUUUUUAUAAAUUAAUUUGCUUUCAGUUC
This is a messenger RNA of Alexandromys fortis (reed vole), 5015 nucleotides long. RefSeq names its product SWI/SNF related, matrix associated, actin dependent regulator of chromatin subfamily c member 2 (gene Smarcc2). Gene Ontology annotation, biological process: positive regulation of DNA-templated transcription. Gene Ontology annotation, cellular component: npBAF complex; nBAF complex; SWI/SNF complex. The record is from RefSeq and is a predicted model, not a curated record. Gene Ontology annotation, molecular function: histone binding; nucleosomal DNA binding. The transcript has 29 exons. The coding region runs from base 72 to 3809 and encodes 1245 amino acids. NCBI's taxonomy places the organism in Eukaryota, Metazoa, Chordata, Mammalia, Rodentia, Cricetidae.